UACAAGCCCGUGUCCUACGCGACGACGGCCUGCCUCUUCGCCAUCGCCAUCGCCGGCUGGGUCGCGACGUGGUGCGCGCAGAUGGCCUUCACCUACAGCGUCGGGCUGACCAUGAGCAAGAAGCGCCUCGAGUUCUGGAACGGCUACAUCUUCCGGCUCCUCGCGGCGGCGCCCGUCGCGAACCUCACGCCCGGCGUGACCGUGACCAAGACGCGGACCUCCUGGACGCCGACCAAGGCCAUGACGGACGGCAAAAGCCCCGUCAUGGUCAUCUGCAACCACCGCUCCUACAUGGACCCCUUCGCGCUCGCGUCCGCGCUCCUCCCGCUCGAGACCAAGUACGUCGCGAAGAGCGACCUCUUCAAGGUGCCCUUUGGGGGCUGGGCGAUGAAGAACGCGGGCGACCUCGCCGUGCGCUUCGACGCGAACAAGAACGCGGGCUGGGGCACGGUCAAGGGGAGCACGGGCCAGCUCCUCGCGCAGGCGGCCGCGCACUUCGAGGCGGGCAACUCCGUGUGCAUCUUCCCCGAGGGCGCGCGCAUGGGCAUCAGCGACGAGAAGUGCCUCGAGGCCAAGGCCCACCCGUCCAAGCUCAUGCUCUUCAAGCCCGCCUUCUUCGACCUCUGCAAGAAGCAGGGCGUGCCCGUCGUGCCCGUGUCCAUGAUGGGCACGGACGAGGUCUGGCCC
Messenger RNA from Aureococcus anophagefferens, 687 nucleotides. RefSeq lists its product as hypothetical. Gene Ontology annotation, molecular function: 1-acylglycerol-3-phosphate O-acyltransferase activity. Gene Ontology annotation, cellular component: endoplasmic reticulum. Gene Ontology annotation, biological process: phosphatidic acid biosynthetic process. NCBI's taxonomy places the organism in Eukaryota, Pelagophyceae, Pelagomonadales, Pelagomonadaceae. The annotation marks the transcript as partial. The transcript has a single exon. The record is from RefSeq and is a predicted model, not a curated record.